Molecule: messenger RNA, 789 nt
Organism: Erigeron canadensis
Lineage: Eukaryota; Viridiplantae; Streptophyta; Magnoliopsida; Asterales; Asteraceae
Product: probable E3 ubiquitin-protein ligase ARI9
Exons: 2
Coding region: 1-789 (262 amino acids)
Biological process (GO): ubiquitin-dependent protein catabolic process; positive regulation of proteasomal ubiquitin-dependent protein catabolic process; protein polyubiquitination
Cellular component (GO): cytoplasm; ubiquitin ligase complex
Molecular function (GO): ubiquitin conjugating enzyme binding; zinc ion binding; ubiquitin protein ligase activity
Source: RefSeq, a predicted model, not a curated record
AUGAAUAACAUUAUUCAAAUCUCAGAUGAUGAGCAAUAUGCAGAAGUACUCCAACUUCAAGAAGCCCUGACUCACUCUUCUUUAACCGAAGACGAGUCGUCGUUAACUCUUUUGACAUCCUCAUCAUCGUCGUCGGUUAUGGAAUCCACGGAGAGCAAAAACAACUACUGUGGCAUUUGCAUGGAUAGCAAAAAUGCAUCAGAAAUAUUCAAAAACACAAACAUUUGCAGUCAUAUGUAUUGUACAGAAUGCAUUAGGAGCCACGUCGCUACUAAAAUAAAAGAAAACAACUUAACAACCGUAACGUGUCCUGACCCUAAUUGCAAAAGUAUAAUAGGACCUGAAGUCUGUAAAGACAUUCUACCAAAACAAGUAUUGGAAAAGUGGGAGGACGGUCUAUGCGAGUCUCUGAUCAUGGCGACCGAGAAGUUCUACUGUCCGUUUAAGGACUGUUCUGCCAUAUUAGUGAAUGAUGGAGGAUCAGUUGUGACAUCUUCGGAAUGCCCUGUUUGUAACCGUCUGUUUUGUGCACAGUGUAGAGUGGCAUGGCAUUGUGGGUUGGAUUGUAACGAGUAUAUGAGUUUGAAUGAAAACGAGCGAGAUCCAAGUGAUCUUAUGUUGAUGGAUCUUGCAAAAAGCAACAAGUGGAAGAGGUGCCCUAACUGUAACUAUAUUGUUGAGAGAACCUCUGGCUGUCCGCAUAUUUCUUGCAGGUGCGGGCAUCAUUUUUGCUAUCAGUGUGGCAAGGAGUGUAAUGGAAAUGGACGUCAUACUUGUUCUCAAACCUGA